CUUUUUCCGGGUCACAUUAAUAAGAGUGAAAAGAAAUUCCCGGCUGCCGGAUUGCUGACGGCAGGCGCCGUUCAACGUUACCGUCCUACUAAUUGAUUGGCGUCCCCCGAUCCCCGGUUCCAACCCCUGUCGCGGGAACGGUCGCGUGGAUUUACGGUGGUACAAUACAACUAGCUCACCCCAAACCUCCGAUCAUCACUCCCAAUUUGUCCCGAAGGACCUCGAAAGCUGUCUGGUGGCGUCGAGUCUUGCUUGUACGACCGUCUAAAACAGCGCCGGACCAUCAUGUCGUCGGCUCUGAGCAAGCGCCAGCAGGCCCGCAACGAAAAGGCCCUGCAGGACCUCCUCCACAGCGUUCCCGGGAACAACUUCUGCGCCGAUUGUCAAGCACAGAAUCCAGCUUGGGCAUCCUGGAGCUUGGGCAUUUUCCUGUGCAUGCGAUGCGCGACUAUCCACCGCAAGUUGGGCACCCACAUAUCCAAGGUGAAGUCGCUGAGCAUGGAUAGUUGGACCAACGAGCAAGUUGAUAAUAUGAAGAAAGUCGGCAACGUCGUGUCUAACAAAUUGUACAACCCCGACAAUAAGAAGCCGCCGGUCCCCAUAGACGCCGACGAAGCCGACAGCGCCAUGGAACGCUUUAUCCGCCAGAAAUAUAUCAACCGUACUCUAUCUACGGCCAAGAGGUCCGGAGGCAACGAUUCCGACGACACCCCUCCCCCGCUUCCCCCUAAAACGCCGAGCCGGUUCGGGCUCCGAUCCGCCUCGUCAAUAUUCCCGCUUGGAUCCAAGUCAAAGAAAGCGCAGGAGCCGACCAGCCCGCGAGAUUCACAGCCUCACCCGCCGCUUCGAAACAAAUCGUCUGGAGUGUUUGGUGUAAGCGUCGAGCGCGAUCGGAGAGAUGGAGACGACACCGAGCGGAAACUCGCUCAGCUUCGAGACAUGGGCUUCAUGGAUGACCACAAGAACUCUAUGGUGCUAAAAGGGGUGGGCGGGAGUCUGGAGAAAGCGGUGGAGACGUUGAUCCGACUGGGGGAAGGAGGAGGGAAGCCUGCGCCACUGCUUGGGCCUGCGAGGGCUUCGACAAUGCCGGUGACUCGGAGUUUGACGCCCAGUGCGGGCUCCGAUGCGCCCCGUACUCGACCCAUAAGCCCGGCUAGCACCAAUCCAUUUGACAUGCUAGACGCACCGCAGACCCCGCAGCCGCUCUCCACGCAGUCGACGGGCACAUUACAAACCAGAAACCCGUAUGCGUCGACGAAUCCAUUCGGCGCACCGCAGCAGGCACCCUCAGCGCUUGACUUGGCCUUCCAGAACAUGUCCCUCGCCCCGCCAUCCCAACCUCUUUUCCCACACCACACGGGAGGCCUAGCUCAGCAGCAGAAUCCUCAGGCGGUAUACCAACAGUCGAUGACAGCUCCCCUGACGGCCCCGCUGCCACCAGUAGCGCAAGGCUACCCUACCAUGGGAGUUCACGGCAUGCAGUCGUACCAGCAAGCGGCACCCCCCACACAACAACCAGCGGUGGGCAACUACAACCCAUUCUUCGCGUCUCAGCAGCCAACACAACAACCGUUGUCGGUCAAUACGGCCCAGUUUGGCGGGCACCUGAGCAGCAACCCGUUCACAAGGUCACCAACGAGGAUGCAAUCCCCAACCCUCUCACAAAUACCGGAACAGGCGCAGCAGCAGUUCUACGCGGCGCCGCUGCAACAGCAACCGCAAACCAGUAACCCCUUCUUCAACCAAAUGAUGACGGUCCCGCAGCAGCAGCAGCAACAGCAGCCGCAAUUCGGGCAGAUGCAAAUGCACCCGCAAAUGGGUUUGGCACCGCAGAUGACCGGCUACAUGCAGCAGUACCAACAGCAGCAGCAGCCCCGGCCAGAUAAGGCGUCGAUAUUGGCAUUGUACAACUAUUCUCAACCAGCACUAAACCAAAACCAAAACCAGAACCCAACCCAGUACCAGAACCAGGACGCUGGGCUAUCGACAGCGGCUCCAGCUCCAACUCAGACGCCCGACUCGCUGUUUCCCCAGCAACCGCAACAACAACAACAGCAACAGCAACAGCAACCAGCACCGGUUAACCUAGGUCCAAGUCUAGGCUCAGGGGUAGGAGGGAGCAAGAACCCGUUCGCUACAAGUGCCAAUCCCGGGGCCGGUGCCGGGCGGCUUGCCGAGUCAGCGCCGAAGCACAAUGCCAGCCGGGAUAGCAUGAUGGCGCUGGGGCUGGAGUGGUCCAACGGGAGGCACAGCCCGGAUGCGUUUGCCAGCUUGAGUGCUAGGGAUACUCGUUGAUUUUGGUCUGGACAGACACCUGCUGUGUAAGGUGGGAUGGUAAUGGUAUGGGAAGGUAAUGGGAUGGGAGAAAGAAAACCUUUUUGGUGGUGGGACGGUGGGACUUAUCAUGGAUGGAUAGAUGGAUGGGAUGCACAUGUACAUGUAGUGUGCAUUGUCUGACUUGCUGACUGGCUGUCUUGGAAUUGGAGCGAAAGGGAAGAAGGCUUUGUAUAUACUAGCAUGCCUUAGGUACCUACUUAGAUGGUGUACUGAAGUGUCUAUCUGUGUGAUACCUUAAAUAUCAAGUUUGCUUUCUCUGGUUG
Molecule: messenger RNA, 2600 nt
Organism: Chaetomium strumarium
Lineage: Eukaryota; Fungi; Ascomycota; Sordariomycetes; Sordariales; Chaetomiaceae
Product: putative GTPase activating protein for Arf-domain-containing protein
Exons: 4
Coding region: 286-2295 (669 amino acids)
Cellular component (GO): cytoplasm
Molecular function (GO): GTPase activator activity; protein binding
Source: RefSeq, a predicted model, not a curated record